GUAAAUCAGUAAAACGAAGAAGAGGCUGGAGCAAACAUGGCUGCCCGCAGUUUAACAUGUUUAGGGAGAAAUGCCCUUUAUUCUACCCUAUUUGCUCCAAAGCAAGUCCUGAGGAGCUGUUGGGCGGCUGUGGAGCAGGUGAGAGACUAUUACGUCGACUGGAGGAUGCUUCGAGAUGUGAAGAGGAGACAAAUGGCCUUUGAUUAUGCUGAUGAGAGACUGCGGAUCAAUGCCAUCAGAAAAAACACCAUCCUGCCUAAGACACUUCAGGAGGUGGCAGAUAAGGAAAUUGCUGCAUUACCCAGGGACAGCUGCCCUGUGCGGAUACGCAAUAGGUGUAUAAUGACUUCAAGACCAAGAGGAGUGAAACGGAGGUGGAGACUUAGCCGAAUUGUCUUCCGUCACUUAGCUGACCACAACCAGAUGUCUGGUAUUCUCAGAGCAAGAUGGUGAUACUACAAAUGUUAAAACAGAGACUCGUUUCUCUCCAACUCAUCUUGGUUUAUUCACAUGUGGACAGUCAGUGUGAUGGAUGUUUUCUUCAUAGAUGUGUCACAACUAUUAUGACCAGAGAUAAAAUGAUAGAUGCUACACAUACUGUCCUCUUUGUAAAUAUUGUUUUCAUUGCUAAUAAAUGUUUAUUGAAUUUA
Molecule: messenger RNA, 650 nt
Organism: Periophthalmus magnuspinnatus
Lineage: Eukaryota; Metazoa; Chordata; Actinopteri; Gobiiformes; Gobiidae
Gene: mrps14
Product: mitochondrial ribosomal protein S14
Exons: 3
Coding region: 37-453 (138 amino acids)
Biological process (GO): translation
Cellular component (GO): ribosome; mitochondrial small ribosomal subunit
Molecular function (GO): structural constituent of ribosome
Source: RefSeq, a predicted model, not a curated record